AUGCCGUCUCAAUCUCUUCCCAAAGUGCUGAUGUUCGAUAUCGGCGGCGUCUGCGAUUUGUUUCUCGGUUCUGAUGCGUCGAGAGUACUACAGGUCGUGUCGCCGUUCCAGGCUAUUCUCGACUAUGAGAUUCAGCACGGCAUUCCCAAGGGGUACAUCAACUACUCGAUACGCGAACUCACGCCCAACGGAGCGUGGCACAAGUUGGAACGCGGCGAGAUCCCAAAUGAUGCCAACUACUUCCGCAUGUUCAAGGCCGACCUGGAACGGCCAGAUCUCUGGGCCAAGUUCCACCGCGAGAAGCACAACACCGCCAACCCGCCGCCGGUGCCCGACAUUGACGCCGAAACGCUGUACUGGACGAUGAUGAGCAUGUCGCGCUCUCCGGACCCGUACAUGUAUCCGGCGCUGAAGAAGCUCAAGGCGUCUGGGAAGUUCAAGCUGGCGGCGCUCUCAAACACCACCCUGUUCCCCGAAGGCCACGAAUUCAACAAGAUCGGCCCCGACGACGUGAGGCAUUUCUUCGAGAUCUUUGUCAGCAGCGCGCAUGUGGGCAUGAGGAAGCCAAAUCGCGACAUCUACGAAUAUGCGCUCAAUGAGAUACGCCACAGAUGGGGCCAGGAUAUCAGGUGUGAAGAUAUUGUUUUUCUGGACGACAUCGGCGAGAAUCUUAAGACCGCGCGGAGCCUGGGUAUUCGGACCAUCAGAGUCUUCCUCGGACGAACUCAAGAAGCCGUCAAAGAACUGGAGAAGGUGACUGGUCUGAGUUUGCUGGACGAGGGUGAGCCAAAGGCCAAAUUAUGA
Messenger RNA from Exophiala spinifera, 804 nucleotides. RefSeq lists its product as uncharacterized. The record is from RefSeq and is a predicted model, not a curated record. The transcript has 2 exons. NCBI's taxonomy places the organism in Eukaryota, Fungi, Ascomycota, Eurotiomycetes, Chaetothyriales, Herpotrichiellaceae. Bases 1 to 804 code for a protein of 267 amino acids.